Panicum virgatum (switchgrass) is the source of this 633-nucleotide messenger RNA. RefSeq lists its product as uncharacterized. Lineage: Eukaryota; Viridiplantae; Streptophyta; Magnoliopsida; Poales; Poaceae. The record is from RefSeq and is a predicted model, not a curated record. Bases 1 to 633 code for a protein of 210 amino acids. The transcript has a single exon.
AUGGUGCUCACCUACUCGUCUGAAGCUGAGAGAUGGGAUGACAGACCGAGGGAAAGGCGGCGAUGGAAAAAGGGAGGUCAAUGGGAUUUGCAUAGAACCGCAUCAUCCAUGAGGGGUAGCACAUUGUUCAACAAGUUGCUGCAUUUGAUUGUCAGCCCCUCUUCUAUAGGUCCUGAGCUGAUCGCUGCUAUUGAUGGGAAAGGGAAGACACGUAAGGUCCUCCACUGGGACCAGAAUCAUGGUUUUCCUGUGUUUGUGGGUCAAUCCAAAGGGCUUUUGCAUUGCUUGAGUGUGAGCGGGCAUCCAGAUGGCAACUCUUGCCCUAUGACUGAGCUAUCCGUUUGGGUCCUUGAGAACUAUGAUGCAGAAGAAUGGAAACUGAAGCACACUGUGAGCUUUUCGGAGCUGUUUGGGAAAAAGAGUUGCCAUUUUGGAUCCGACUACAAUGUGAUCACCAUUCAUCCUGAUCAGAAUUUGGUUUUCUUUGUUCAGCAUUGGGACUAUAAGCUGAUAUCAUAUGAUAUUGAUCGUAAGGAAGUGUGCGCUCUCUGCACUGUCGGAGGUUACUAUGGGUUUAUUGCUCCUUACGCUCCCUAUUUCUCUGAAACACCAGUGCUCUCAAAGAAGCGCUGA